ACGGUCGAUCGGCGAGAUUCAAAAUUUAUAGUGUCAUUAAAAAUGCAAAAUUCGGAAAAAGAAGAAUCCAGUCGAACAUCAUUGAACUUGGCGUCAUCGUUCGCCGACAGUGACUGGACACGCAAAAAGGUAAAAAAGCAGCUCGCAGACCGUGGAUAUCUAAUCAAAAAGAGCAUUGGUGAAGGAUCCUACUCGAAGGUGUACUAUACGGAGCUCGCCCAGCCGGGUCAGCAGUUUCCGGUUAGGCGGGCUUGUAAGAUCAUCAACCGGCGCAGGAGCACGAUGGAGUACUCCCAGUUUUUGCCGAGGGAAAUUAAAACGAUGAUUGCGUUGUCGCAUCCCAACAUCGUCACGGUCUACUCUGUGUUCGAGUUCGGCCCGUACGUGUGCAUUUUCAUGGACUACUGCCGUUGCGGAGACCUGUUGCAGCGGAUCAUGGAACACGGGAAACUGUCGGAAGAAAAAGCUCGCCUAUUUUUCGGACAGUUAGUUUCUGCCGUGCAGUACAUGCACUCUAAAGGCUUCUGUCACCGGGAUAUCAAGUGCGAGAAUGUUCUGCUCUCCAGUCCGACUCACGUGAAGCUGUCAGAUUUCACUUUUUCGAAAAAAUGCGGCUGUGAAGGCGGUGGUGGUGGUGGAAAACUAAGUGCAACUUUUUGCGGCUCGGUGGCCUACGCAGCUCCCGAAAUCCUCAAAGGAAUCAGCUACGACCCGAAACGGUACGACAUGUGGUCGCUCGGUUGUGUGCUGUUCAUCAUGGUGACCGGAACGAUGCCGUUCGACGAGAGCAACAUCAUAGAGACGAUUGGAAGGCAGGAGCGAAAGGAGUACUUCUACCCGGCAGAUGUCAAACCGAAUCCAACGGUUAUCGAGCUGAUUGACAGACUGAUCGAACCGGAUGUGGGCGCCCGGGCCUCCAUCGAGCAGGUCAAGCAGCACCCCUGGUUGGAGGAGAAAGACUGA
This is a messenger RNA of Topomyia yanbarensis, 963 nucleotides long. RefSeq names its product testis-specific serine/threonine-protein kinase 3-like. Gene Ontology annotation, molecular function: tau-protein kinase activity; protein serine/threonine kinase activity; ATP binding. NCBI's taxonomy places the organism in Eukaryota, Metazoa, Arthropoda, Insecta, Diptera, Culicidae. Bases 43 to 963 code for a protein of 306 amino acids. Gene Ontology annotation, cellular component: cytoplasm. The record is from RefSeq and is a predicted model, not a curated record. The transcript is spliced from 2 exons. Gene Ontology annotation, biological process: microtubule cytoskeleton organization; intracellular signal transduction; protein phosphorylation.